This is a messenger RNA of Lineus longissimus, 4484 nucleotides long. RefSeq names its product oxysterol-binding protein-related protein 9-like. Lineage: Eukaryota; Metazoa; Nemertea; Pilidiophora; Heteronemertea; Lineidae. The transcript is spliced from 21 exons. Bases 50 to 2446 code for a protein of 798 amino acids. Gene Ontology annotation, molecular function: sterol binding. Gene Ontology annotation, cellular component: cytosol; intracellular membrane-bounded organelle; membrane. The record is from RefSeq and is a predicted model, not a curated record.
CUGUGAAGUGUAUGGUUUCUGCAACAUAAAUUUCUCAAAAAUAAAGAAGAUGGGCCAGGCAAAGAUAGAAGGUCCUCUUUCUAAGUGGACGAAUGUCAUGAAAGGAUGGCAAUAUCGAUGGUUCGUCCUAGAUGACAAUGCAGGACUACUGUCCUACUAUACUUCAAAGGAGAAGAUGAUGAGAGGUGCCAGACGAGGAUGUGUCCGACUCAAGGGUGCAGUUGUUGGUAUAGAUGAUGAAGACGAUAGCACGUUUACAAUCACAGUUGACCAAAAGACAUUUCAUUUCCAAGCCCGUGAUGGUGAUGAGAGAGAAAAAUGGAUAUGUGCAUUAGAAGAUACCGUUGUACGACAUUCCCAGCCUCUGAGGAAAUGGGAAAUGAAAUCUGUCCCAACGCUUGUAGACUUUGACAAGAAGCUGGCUGAGACGGAUGCAUAUCUUCAGCUGCUGAUUGAUCAGGUUGAGGCUUUGGGACACAAGAUCGACCAGUGCGAAGAUGAAGCUGAGAGAGAGAAAAGUUGUUUGAUUAAAAUUUCUGCAGAGAAUAUGGUAGAAGCUAUAAAACAGUCCAUAGUAUAUCUGCAAAUAGCCAAGCAAAACACCAUUAGUCCUCUUCUGAAUGGUCCGUCAUUUCAAGAAAGUGCUGCAAGGGAGAUCGCAGAAGGUGCACGGCCUUCAGGUGCAGUGUCUAGCGACCACACACCCAGUGAUACAGAACAGAGUGUUGAGUUCUUCGAGGACACUGCGGAAAGCCUACCGCCUAACAGCCUUCAAGGUGUUGGAUAUUUUCCAGAUGCUCAAUCGAUGGUGCAAAGAUCUGGCUCUGGCGCAACAACAAUGCCCUCUAUGGGACCGACUCCCGUACCAGAAACGUCAUACUCAAGUAGUGAGGAUGAGGAUGAUAACUUCUUUGAUGCAGAGGAAGAAUCAACGUCUGCUAAACAUUCUAGUCCAUGUAAAAAUUUGGAAGAGGUUGAUGAAGACGAGAAAGAGAAAGAAAAGCCAAUUGUGAUCGCGUCUGCUGAUGAUAUUUUUGAUGAGCUUUAUGACGAAAAUGAUGAUGAAGAUUUGGAGUCAUUGGACCAACAUGGGAGUGUGAUCACGCACCUUCUCUCCCAGGUCAGGAUUGGUAUGGACCUGACCAAAGUAGUUCUACCGACGUUUAUUCUUGAAAGGCGGUCGCUGUUAGAGAUGUUUGCUGAUUUCUUGGCUCACCCAGACAUCUUUGUCAGCAUUGCUGAUUUCUCCGACCCCUACGAUCGAAUGGUGCAGACGGUGAGAUGGUACCUCUCCGCAUUCCAUGCUGGCCGUAAGAGUGAGGUCGCUAAGAAACCGUACAAUCCUAUCCUUGGAGAAACAUUCCUGUGUUACUGGGAUCUCCCAAACCAAACGAAACCAGAAAAGAGGGAAUUGAACACUGAUGGCCCCACUCCCUGGGCUUAUAAAGACAAUCUUGUAUUCAUAGCUGAGCAGGUCUCACAUCAUCCUCCAAUUUCUGCCUUCUAUGCUGAACACGCCAACAAAAAGAUAUCAAUCGACGGUUACAUCUGGACGAAAUCAAAGUUCUUAGGUCUGUCAAUAGGGGUGCACAUGAUCGGCCAGGCCGUCAUAUCAGUUGUUGACUACGACGAGGAAUAUUUGAUUACAUUCCCAAGUGGCUAUGGCAGAUCAAUCUUGACAACGCCAUGGAUUGAACUGGGCGGCAAAUGUACAAUAUCAUGUCCGAAGAGUGGAUACUCUGCGAAUAUCAACUUCCUCACCAAGGAUGAGGUUGGCUAUCACCGUGGAAAGCCAUUUUAUGGUGGAAAGAAGAACCAACUAUCAGCCGAGAUAUUUGCUCCGGAUGAGAAGAAAUCUUUCUGUAAUAUACAAGGGGAAUGGAAUGGUGCAAUGUUUGCUCAGUUUGCCAGCGGGAGAAAUGAAAUAUUUGUUGAUACAAGGAAUACUCCAAUCAUGAAAAAAAUGGUGCAGAAGUUAGAAAAACAGGGCGAUUAUGAAUCACGGAGAUUAUGGCGGGACGUCACGUAUAGUCUCAAGAUGAAGAACGUGGAGAAAGCGACAGAAGGAAAGCAGAAACUUGAACAACGACAGCGAGAAGAGGCCAAGGACAGGAAGGAGAGAGGGGUGAACUGGGAAACAAACCAUUUCCACGAGGUCGGUGAACACUGGGUUUACGACAACUCACUGAUGAAGAGAUUAUCGCGUAAAUAUCAGGAGCAGCUGUCUCAGCAGCUGCAAAUGCAACAGGAGGAGGAGGAGAGACGGAGGCAGGAGCAGACGGCAGUUACCACGGCAACAGUGGAAGCAGACGUACCUGAAGUGAUACAAGCAGACGACAACGAUGCUGAAGAUGAAGACGAAGCGGAAUUUGUGGAUCCGUACGAUGACGAGGAGGAGGCAACGGGUGAAAAUAAACAAGACAAUGAUUUGAUUUCUCUGGAAUAAUUGACAAUUCUGACUUGAUACAUACUGUAAAAUCACUUUCUUUGGUGUGGGUUUUAUUUCAGCAGGCUAUCAGUCAAUCUGUCAAUCUUUCAAUCUUUUAACUAAUAUAGUGCUGAGUGAUCUAUGUUUGAUAGCGCCCGAAUUAUAACUAGGAAUAUUAACAGCUGCUCGAUUGACAGGACGCGCUAUUCCACAAAAAUCAACCCACCUCACAUGUACAUGUAGUCUUAUGUAUGAAAAUAUCCAAAGGGGUUUUCUGUUUUGACCCAAGCAAAGAUGGCGAGAAGAGAAAAAAAGAUUAUGACAAGAAAUAUAAUCCCUGCCAAAAUGAGUGAUUCUACAGUUUAGCAACGACUUUAUAUAUUAGGGUUUCCUAGUUUGAUAGGGUGAUCUUGGUGUAAUACUGCAUAUUCUAUUAGAGUCUGUGUGGAAGUCGGCAGGAGUUGGAUCGAGCAGUGCUUGGAUAAAGGAUUUGAGGGUUAUUUCAAAAUCUAGAAAAGCUGCUUCAAGUGGAAUUGAAACUAAGGUGUGAGACUUGAGGACUCUCUUGUCUUCAUUGUCAGAUGUGAAAUCAGGUUUGAAAGGGUUGGGGGGGGGGGAUGGUGCCGAAUUGAUACAGCAUUUUAUGCACUUAAUAGUGGUGCUUUUGAUGGCAAUGUAAGAUUUGUAUUUGUGGAAUCAUGUCUGUUUGAAAUAAAGGUUAUUGUGCUACAGACGAAGACCACGUGCGCGAGGUGCGAUGAUGACGUGAAUCUGACGACCAAAAUGGCAUCUUUUCUUUGAUGAUGUCAUCUGCACAGCCUCCGUUGUAUCAGAUUAUAAGGACUUGUAUUGUUGCAGAAUGAGUAGAAAGAUUCCUGUUUUAUAGAUGGCAGUACUUGGAUGCAUCAGAAAAUUUACAAAAACAUUCUAAUGUUUGUCUUUGAGUACAUGUAAUUCGUCAAACCCCAUAAUGCAAAUGUAAUACGGUACUUUAAUCCUGUCUUCCAGUAAAAUAGGUUUUUAGAAUGCUUAAACUUUAUGAUUGUAUAAACACUUUUCUUAAAGGGGGACUAUAGACAGGUAGUAGGAGGACCAGUUGGUGGUUUCUGGGUGGUUAUUCUUAGGGAAUUGGGUCUAAUGUCUGUCUGAAAUUUAUCAACAGUUGUAGCCUCGUCACUUGUCUGACUCGGGAGCUGAUAUUCAGUCAUGAUGUCAGCUGUAAAAAGCAAACAAGUCUGAUUGUUUCCUGCACCCUGAUGCAAUUAAUCAUGACGUCUUUUGACCCCAGCAUGUGCUUCACUCAAAUGGAGGAAUGUAGUCUAUUAUAAGUUAGAGUGUAAUAUUUCCUGUAAAAAUCACAUGUUUGCAAUAUUAUGACAGAAAGAUGUUUGUAUGUACUUGGCAUUUACUAUAUGUAUUACCUUCUAAGUUACUGGCCUUUACUAUGUAUUGUAUUCUAGCCAAUAAUUGAUAUUUUAUGCAUUUUCAACAAUCUAAAAUCUUUGUCCAUAUCCCAAAUCAGAUUUACUGUAUAUGCUGGUUCAGGUUUUGGGUUAGGGGAAAAUUUGUCAUCUGUCGAAUUAUGGAAUUUUCUCAAAAACACCCCAAAUCUAAGUAAACUUUUGCACUCAUUUCAACUUCCAAUGAGGACUUCCAGAAGUAAUUGCCAGUCUGGCACUGAAGUGGUUCUUGGAUGCAUCAUAAAAGGUAAACUGUACACAAGCAUUCUACCAACAGUAAAAAAUGUAAAGCUUUAACACUUAGAAGUAUGCUGAACUCUACUGUAGUGUUGGUCUGGCCACAACUCCCCCGACCCCUCCUCAAAUACGAUUCCACAUUCUCAUAAUAGUUUAGUGACAUAUAUUUGGGUCUGUUCAACAGUGUCUACCGCAAAAUUGAUAGCUUUAUUUGAAUGAUACAAAUAUAAGAGAUGUGAUGUGAUAUAUAAAUACCUUAGUUGACUUAGCACAUAUCAGUGAUUCAAUUCCAGCCAUAUGUGGCCAAUUUUAUAGUCCAUGUCAAUGAAUAAACUGGUGUACCGGUGUAUAGAAAAGUA